AUGGAAAAGGGGUUUCUUGAUAAAGUAGAAGAUAAUGCGGCUGUGCGAAUAUGGGCUGAGACGACACAACGAGAGAAAGGCGAUAGUCUUACCAAGGGACACAUGUCAGAAUUGUGGGAUUUCACCCGUAUCAGUGUAAUCCAGAAUGACCUUCGAGAAAUGAAAGAAGUCUGGGAUCAAUGGGAUGUCGAGACCAAGCAGCUGUUCUAUUGUAACUACGGUGACCUGCCUUAUCUGCUCAGUGUCAAAGUGGACAAGUAUUUAUUUCGAGCCCUUGCUCAAUUUUGGAAUCCCGCCUAUGGUUGUUUCACUUUCGGAAAAGUGGACUUGACGCCUACUGUGGAGGAGUAUACGACCUUGCUUCGGUGCCCAAAGAUUCAAGUCGACAAGGCUUACUCUAGAGCUGCUGGGUGGGUUGCUGUCCGAAUCCAGCAGAAAGGCGAUAGUAAAUGCGUUCCUUGGAAAAGCUUGCGAAAUUUGGUGCUGGUACAUCCUUAUGUAAAGAAAAGGGUCGAUGUCUUCGCUUUAGGCAUCUACGGACUAGUGGUCUUCCCCAAAGCAUUAGGACAUAUAGACGAGGCCAUUUCUGAUCUGUUUGAUCGGCUUGGUAAAGGGGUUACUACCGUUCCGUCAAUACUGGCUGAAACUUUCAGAUCUUUGAACGCAUGCCGGAGAGCUGGAGAGGGAAGGUUCAUCGGAUGUGCCCAGCUCUUACUAGCAUGGUUUCAUAGCCACUUCUGGAAAGUAGAAAAGAUCUCUUAUCGGGUAUUCUCUGAUAGCUACUCUCCUCUAGAAGAAUUGGUGUCCACGCCAAGACGAGAUGACGUUUCAGAAGAAAAGUGGAUGGCGAUACUCCAGAAUCUCCGAGAUGAAGAUGUUGAGUGGAGGGCUUCUUGGUUAAUUCCUGAUGAGAUUUUAUACCGGUGUGGAGAUUUUGACUGGGUUCCUCUGCUCGGAAUAUGGGGAGCUAUCGGAUAUGCUCCUCUACUCGUAUCAAGACAGUUUAGAUCACGACAAUUCAUACCAGCAACACAGGGGUUGGCCCAUUGUGAAUUUUCCUAUAAGGAGGACAAUUACAAGAAAAGGGUUCGAGAAAUGUCUAAUGCCUGGAACCAGACUCGCUGA
Gossypium raimondii (Peruvian cotton) is the source of this 1125-nucleotide messenger RNA. RefSeq lists its product as uncharacterized. The coding region runs from base 1 to 1125 and encodes 374 amino acids. The transcript is spliced from 2 exons. Lineage: Eukaryota; Viridiplantae; Streptophyta; Magnoliopsida; Malvales; Malvaceae. The record is from RefSeq and is a predicted model, not a curated record.